Molecule: messenger RNA, 1296 nt
Organism: Aspergillus calidoustus
Lineage: Eukaryota; Fungi; Ascomycota; Eurotiomycetes; Eurotiales; Aspergillaceae
Source: the annotation of a GenBank genome assembly
AGCAGAGGUCUUGGCAAGCAGUGGCGUUUAUAUAUUAUAUACUUGAUUAACUCGUUCCCAUUAAUGAGGAGCUGCAUCCCAGAUCGUCCAAGCAAGCCCCCUUGCCAUGGCUACCGAACCGUUGUACCCCGCCUACAUGCCCGUGAGGCCUGAGGGCUUUACGCCCACGCUCGAUGUGCCGGCUUUUGACGCUAAUGAACCUGGAUUGCGAGCAGAUCCCCAGCUGCCUGGGUUUCUCGAUUCCAAGGCAGUUUUGAAAAAUAUCACUCCGCGGGUUGGAACUGAGAUUCGCAAUCUUCAACUUAGCCACCUCACACAGGACGGGCUGGACCAGGUAGCGCUUCUAGCCGCCCAACGCGGUGUCCUUGUCUUUAGGGAUCAAGACUUUGCCGACGUUGGGCCAGAAAAGCAACUGGGCAUCGCCAAACACUUCGGCCCUCUGCACAAGCACCCGACUAUGGGCUAUCCCAAAGGCACUGGGUCAGAGUUUCAAGUGGUGUAUGCAGAUGAGAAGGUAGGAAAUCUGAGAGAUCUCUUGGGCUCACGAACCAGCUAUGAUCUAUGGCACGUUGAUCAGACUUUCACUCCCAACACGCCCGGCGUUACCUUCUUCUGGGUACUCGAAAUUCCCGCAUCAGGCGGAGGCGACACAGCGUUCACCUCGUUAACAGCAGCAUACAACGCUCUCUCACCAAAGUUUCGUGAGGGUCUUCACAAAUUGAAGCUUCUCCAUACGAGUGCUAGUGUGGGAGAGGUUUCCAGGGUAGGCCAAGAGCGAGCCCUCAAGGAAGCUGUCAAGACGGAGCACCCGCUUGUAAUUUCCCAUCCAGUAACGAAUGAGCCGGUACUGUUCGUCAAUCCUACUAUUGCUCGGCAAGUCGUUGGGUACAAGCCAAGUGAGUCCAAUUUGCUGCUAGGAUUUCUCCACGAUCAUAUCCGAUCACUGGACUUUUCAUGCCGAGUGUCGUGGGAGAAGGGGACGGUUGUUGUUUGGGAUCAGGUAGGCGCAGCUCCUUGUCCGGAUCAAUGGCUCCAAGCUGAUACUUGUUACAGAGAACCGUCGCUCAUUCCGCAGUCCCCGAUUUCAAGGCUGGAGAGCGACGACAUAUGGUCCGCAUUAUUUCGUAUGGAAGCCAGCCGCAACCAGUGUAGAUAUAUACUCCGUCAGCUAUAAACAACUCAUAACAUACUAUAAUCACCAUCAAGCCUUGGCCUUCGUGCUCUCUCCAUCUCCCUCCGUAAACUUCAAACUGAUACUAUUCACACAAUGCCGCUCGUCCGUCGGAGUCGGAUACC